AUGGAGGUUCAGGUUCCGUCGCUUGCCACUGUCACCACCACAAGGCACGUGUUGGUCGUGCCAUACCCAUCGCGGGGCCACAUCAACCCCAUGAUGAACUUGUGCAAGUUGCUCGUGUCUCAAAACACAGACAUCCUCGUCACCUUCGUUGUCACCGAACAAUGGCUUCGCUUAAUCGCCACCGAACCCAAACCACACAACAUAAGACUCGCUUCUCUCCCCAACAUUGGUCCUUCCUCAGACACUUUCGCCAACGUUGUCGAAGCCGUUAUGACCAAGAUGGAAGCGCCGCUUGAGCUUCUACUCCAUCGGCUGAACCCUCCGCCGACAACCAUUCUUUGUGAUGCUUUUCUCUACUGGGCCAUCGCCGUCGGGAACCGGAGGAAUAUUCCGGUGGCGGCGUUCUGGACAACUACGACAUCGGAGUUGUGGGUGCAAUAUUUCCAUGUUUUUCAACAAAACUUGGAUGAUCAUCAAAAGCUGAUAGAUUAUAUUCCUUCAACUUCCUGGAUUGAUCGAGCGUAUAUUCCUCUUCUUGAUGAGAAAAAUCGUCAAAUUUUGCAAUGGGCUCAGAAAUGUUGUGAAUGGCUUUCUAAAGCACAGUACCUGUUGUUGCCUUCAAUCUAUGAGCUCGAAUCCCAAGUCACUGACGCCUUAAGAGCAAGGAUCUCAAUGCCCAUUUACACCAUUGGUCCAAACAUACCUUAUUUUAAUCUAGGUGAGAAAUCAUGUUAUACUAAUGAUACUACCCAUGAUGGAAAUUACAUAGAUUGGCUUGAUGGUCAACCCGUAGGUUCUGUUUUGUACAUUUCAUAUGGUAGCUUUCACUCAGUCUCCAGAGCACAAAUGGAUGAAAUUGUUGCUGCUUUGCACAAAAGCAAUGUUAGAUUCUUGUGGGUAACGCGUGAAGAGACUAAUAGACUGAAAGAGAUUUGUGGUGACAUGGGGUUGGUUGUUGCAUGGUGUGACCAAUUGAGGGUGCUGUUACAUCCUUCUGUGGGGGGUUAUUGGACACAUUGUGGGUGGAAUUCGGUUGUAGAAGGUGUUUAUGCUGGUGUUCCUUUUUUGACCUUUCCAAUUGCUAUGGAUCAACCAUUGAUUAGUAAGCUUAUAGUAGAGGAUUGGAAGGUUGGGUGGAGGGUGAAGAAGGAUGAUAAAUUGGACACUUUGGUGAGAAGAGAUGAGAUUGUUGUGUUGUUGAGGAAAUUCAUGCACUUGGAUAGUGAUGUAGGAAGAGAUAUGAGAAAGAGAGCCAAAGAACUUCAAGAUAUAGCUCAGAAAGCAAUUGCAAAGGAUGGAUCAUCUGAAAUUAAUUUCAGAGCCUUUAUGAAGAAUAUAUUAGUGCACAGUGAAGAGUCACAUGAAUCAAACGGACCUCAAGUUCAAAAUGGUGUUGAGAAGCUUAAUUGA
Molecule: messenger RNA, 1410 nt
Organism: Abrus precatorius (Indian licorice)
Lineage: Eukaryota; Viridiplantae; Streptophyta; Magnoliopsida; Fabales; Fabaceae
Product: UDP-glycosyltransferase 87A1-like
Exons: 2
Coding region: 1-1410 (469 amino acids)
Molecular function (GO): UDP-glycosyltransferase activity
Source: RefSeq, a predicted model, not a curated record